AUGAAUCUUAUCCUAGACAUUGACCCCUCUGGCAUCCACAAGCCAAACCACAUCAUCCAGCAUCCUCUCCCCUGGAUCAGCUGUUUCACCCCCCGCCAACACAUCCUCGCUGACAAAGUGUGCCAGGAGGAUAAUGACUUCUUCCUUGUCCAUUGGCCAUUCAAGUCCGAGAAACAGCGCCAGAUGUUCCUGGACAUGGACCUCUCGCGCUGGUCUACAUCUGCCUGUGCAAAUGCCCUGGACUCAAGGAUCCAGAUCCAUGCGCGCUUCAACACCGUCUUGUUCCUAAUCGAUGACAUGAUCGACAAAAUGGGAAUCGUGCAAGGCCAAAAAUACAUCAACACCCUCAUCCACUCCGUCGAAACCAACACAGCCCCCUCCAGCCCCGACACCGCAUCCCAAAUCCUGGCCACCCUGUUCGCCCAAAUCACCCUGGCCGACAAACCCAAAGCAUCCGACCUCUGGACCGCCCUCGUCCCCUUCUGGCGCGCCCAGACCGAGUCGCGCCGCGACCGCACCCGCAGUCUGGACGAGUACCUCGCCUGGAGAGUCACUGACAUCGGACACUUCGUCACCGGCGCCCUCGGCCGCUGGGCCAUCGACGCCAGCAUCCCGCCGCACGAAGAAGCCCUGAUCCGCAGCAUCGACGCGAAUAUCGGCGCGCAGGUCGUCCUCGUCAACGACCUGUUCAGCUGGGAGAAGGAGCUGCUGGACGCGGCGAAGAUGGAUUCUGAAGUCGUGAACGCGGUUGGGCUGGUCAUGCGCCUGGAGAACGUGGAUGCUGGGGCUGCGCAGAGGAUGCUUGCAAUCAAGGUCAAGGAGCUGGAGGAUAAGCAUGUUGAGCUGCUUGAUGGGAAGAUGGAGAACCUCUCGCGUGACUCGAAGGUUUAUGUCCGGUUUCUGGAGAAUAUGGCGGCUGGGAAUGAGUCGUGGAGUCGGGGGACCGCGCGGUAUAAUGUUGUUGGUGGGCAGCAGGUGAGGCCGGAGGUUGAGAAUAUUAGCUUUCGGGUGUUUGAUUUGGAGGGGGAUAAGGGGUGUGAUAUCUGA
Molecule: messenger RNA, 1047 nt
Organism: Aspergillus mulundensis
Lineage: Eukaryota; Fungi; Ascomycota; Eurotiomycetes; Eurotiales; Aspergillaceae
Exons: 4
Coding region: 1-1047 (348 amino acids)
Source: RefSeq, a predicted model, not a curated record